Messenger RNA from Harpia harpyja (harpy eagle), 749 nucleotides. RefSeq names its product anaphase promoting complex subunit 15 (gene ANAPC15). The coding region runs from base 109 to 474 and encodes 121 amino acids. The transcript is spliced from 4 exons. Gene Ontology annotation, cellular component: anaphase-promoting complex. The record is from RefSeq and is a predicted model, not a curated record. Gene Ontology annotation, biological process: regulation of mitotic cell cycle spindle assembly checkpoint. Lineage: Eukaryota; Metazoa; Chordata; Aves; Accipitriformes; Accipitridae.
CCCCAAACUGUUUCCGGUGGGACGCGGGCUGGGUUAUACUUCCGGGUCGGCGGCCGGUAGCGGCCUGCCCAGUUCCCGGUGUCGGUAUUCCCCCCCCCCUCCCCCGCCAUGUCCACGCUGUUCCCCUCGCUGCUGCCCCGCGUUACCGAGUCUCUGUGGUUCAACCUCGACCGGCCCUGCGUGGACGAGACCGAGCUGCAGCAGCAGGAGCAGCAGCACCAGGCCUGGCUCCAGAGCAUAGCCGAGAAGGACAACAACCUGGUGCCCAUAGGAAAGCCAGCGUCCGAGCAUUACGACGAGGAGGAGGAGGAGGACGACGAGGACGACGAAGAUAGCGAAGAGGACUCGGAGGACGACGAGGACAUGCAGGAUAUGGACGAGAUGAACGAUUAUAACGAGUCUCCCGAUGACGGGGAGAUCAACGAGGUGGACAUGGAGGGGGCAGAGCAGGAUCAGGACCAGUGGAUGAUCUGAUUCCGCCGUGGCCACAGCAAACCAGAGCCUGAGGAACUGGGAGGACACUGGGGAAGAGCCCUCGCCCACCACGGCUCUGGGGCCCUGGGGUGUGGUUUGGUGAAGCUGCUUCUGCCGUGGCCAUUCCGGCGGGGGGGGCUGCAUGGGGCAGGGGGGCUUCAAGGUAAAGCUGCCCGGGGGGCUGGAGAGAUGCAGCGGCUGCCAGGGCAGCGCUGGCUCUGCCCAACACUGCGGCGGUGCGUUGUCUUUUCUAAUAAACUCAAUUUUCAAGAAAA